AUGGAGCAGCAGGAAGAGUUGCAGAAGCAGCAGCAGGAACAGCAACAACCGCAGCAGCAGCAACAACAGCGACAACUGCAGCAGCAGCAGCAGCAACAGCGACAAUCCCAGCAGCAGCAGCAGCAGCCCGUUGUGCACACGGCUACUGCUCGCCUCUUAGAACAGCGACAAAGUGAGAUCUUGCGUCUGCAGCAGCAAUUGGAGGAGCAGCAAGCUAUCAGGCUGCGGCAUGAGCAGCAGUUGCUGCUGCAGCAGCAGCAACAGCAGCAGCUGGAGGCCUACUGUAUGCUUCUGCAGGUGCCGUCACCCUCCCUCGAUUUGCUGCAGCAGCUGCAACAGCUACAGCAAACCGCUACUCAACAGCAGCAGCAGCACGAGCAGUUACUGCAGCCUCAGAGGCAGCAGCAGACGCACUCGCCACUGCAGCAGCAGCAGCAACACCAGCAGCAACUGGAAGAGUUGCAAUAUCAGCAGAAGCAGCAGCAGCAGCAGCAGCAAGUGUCCUUGGAGAGCUGCUGCAGAGAUCUCUCCGAUGCGCAGCUAUUCGAGCUGCCUCAGUCAGUCAUCGGACACCAUAAAAAGCAGCAGAAGCAGCAGCAGCAGCAGCAGCAGCAAAGAGUGCAGCAAGAGAACCAGCAGCAGCCGCCACAGCUGCAGCAGCAGCAGGAGCAGCAGCAAUUUGUUGCUGCGAGGUGUCGAUCCUGCGGCUGCUUCCUCCGGCGACUGAUAUGUUCGUGCUGCUGCAGUGCAGCGCUGCAGCAGCAAAAGUGGCGGCUCCCGUUGCUGCGGCAGCAGCAGCAGCAGCUGCAACAGCAGCUGCAACAGCAACUCGAGCCUCUGCUGCAGCAACGCAUGCGUUCACAACAGCAGUUAUUUAAUAAUAUCAGACCAGAGGAGGAGGCUGCUGCGCUUCCCCAGGAAAGGCAGCAGCAGCAGCAGCGGAAGAUAUUGUUGCAGCAGCAGCAGCUGCUGCUGAAGCGGAAGCAGCAACGAGUGCAGCAGCUGCGGCAGCUACGGAGCCUUAAAGAGAGACAACUAGAAGAAGCGGAGAACACGCACGCCUGCUUGCUGCGCUUACGAAGGCAGCAGCGCCAAUCCCUCUUUCGUCUCCUUCAGGCAGCAGCUGAGCUGGAGAAAAACGACCACUGCAGCAGCAGCAGCAGCAGCCACUGCAACAGCAGCAGCAGCAGCAGCAGCACGCUGCAGCAGUUUUGCCGAGGCUGGAAUGGAAGCGUCAGCAGGGCGGCAGCAAAGAAGAGAGACUCAGGAGAAAGGUGUCCCCCUCUUAUCACGAGCAGCAGCAACAAAGCAGCAGCAGCGCGACGAGCAGCAGCAGCAGCAGCAGCAGCAGCAAGAGAUCUGCACACAAGGGAUGCAGGAACAGCAGCAGCAGCAGCAGCAGCAGCAUCAUCCAAGGCUGCCGUUGCUGCUGCAGCUUCUGUAGUGUCUGCGAGCCUUGCCGUUGCUGGUGGGCCCUGGAGCAGUUCCCCUUCACUUGCAGCAGCAGCGAGACGAGCAGCAGCAGCAGCAGCAGCAGCAGCAGCACCAGCAGCAGCAGCUCCAGAAGAACGCACACUGAGGAGACUCGCAGCAAUGGAGGCGGCGCUGCAGCGGCUGAGGAGACAGCGAGUGCAGCAGUUGCUGCAGCUUUUCAAUGCCAGCUGGCUGCUGCACGCCCCUUCAGGGCAGACAGCAGCAGCAGCAGCUGCUGCUGCUGCUGCAACAGCAACGUCAGCAGCAGCAGCAGCAGCUUCUGCUGCUGAUGAAGGAGAGGCCACUUGGAUCGAGUUUAGGGAAGCCUUUAUUUCUGCAGAGAAAAGCAAAGAAAAUUGUGGGGCCCCUGGGGGCCCCCAGAAGCCACUGAGGUGGAGGCUGUGGUCGUUAACUUGCUUCGCUAUGCUGCUGCAGCAGCUUGCUGCUGUUCUGCAUGUGCCGCUGCCGCAGCAGCUGCUGCUGCCGGGGCUGCAGCAGCAGCAGCUGCAGCAGAUACUCCGGAACCAACUUGGUGCCCAGAGGAGGAAGCAGCAGCGCCGGAAUGACGUGCUGCAGCAGCUGCAGCAGCAGCUGCAGCAGCAGCAACAGCAGCUGCAGCUGCUGCAGCAACAGCAGCAACAACAGCAGCAGCAACAGCAGCAGCAGCAGCAGCAGCAACAGCAGCAGGUGUCAUUGAUAGCACCAACCGCUACUCCUCAACGAAAUAGCAUCCAUCCCCUGCAGGGUUGUGCUGCUGCUGCGGCUCCUGCAGCAAAGACAGAGACGAAAUCAGCAGCAACACCAGCAGCAGCAGCAGCUGAAGCAACAACAGCAGCACCUCUUUCUUCAACACCUCGGAAGCCCUCAAUGAAAAGGCAGCAGGGGGAAAGCAGACCUCGAAACAGCAGCAGGAGCAGCAGCAGCAGCAGCAGCAGUAGAAGCAGCAAAAGCAGGAGUUGCUUACCCACCGAAGCAAUCAGCAGCGGCGCUGCUGUCGAUGUGGGGGCUCCCUUUGUUAGUGUAGCUCUCAGCUCAAACAGCAGCUGCAGCAGCAGCAGCAGCAACAGCAGCAGCAGCAGCAAUGAGCUAGGCCGAAGGCAGCUAGCGCACCGGCAGCCUCUCCAGCAGCAGCAGCAACAGCAGCAGCAGCAGCAGCAGAUUGCCAAGUCGCAUAUCAGCACCGCCAGCUGCAGCAAACUGAUAGACCGAGUGUAUACCCUUGCAGCAGGCGCUGGCGGGUACCGAAGAGGGAGACUCGGUAGCAGCAGCAGCAGUAGUAGCAACAGCAGCAGCAGCAGCAACAGCAGCAGCAGCAGCAGCAGUGCUUCGCGAGCCGACGCCGUGUCGCGCCUGCUGCAGAAAGGGCAGCAUCUACUCAGCAGCAUCAUAACAGAGACAGUUGCUGCAGCAAUCUCCCCACGUGCUGCAGCUCCUGCUGCUGCGGCGGCUCGUGCUGCUCCUGCCUCUCCUCAAGCCAGGCUGCUGAGCGUCUCUUCUGCUGUGCUGGAGCCAAACAGCAGCAGCAACAGCAACGGCAGCAGCGACAGAAGCAGCAGCAGCAGCAGCAGCACGCCGUCAUUACUACCAAUCGACUCCACCCCGAAUCCUUUCGAUCCAACAGCAGCAGCAGCAGCAGCAGCUGCUGCUGCGGCUUCUGCUGCAGCAGCAGCAGACGAUGACGGCAGCGAGGAAUCUGACUGUGUGCUGCUGGAGUUGUCUGUACACCAGCAGCAGGCGCGGCUACGGAGGCAGCAGCAGCAGCAGCAGCGCAUGCAGCAGCAGCUGCUUCGGGAAUCGCUCCCAUUCUUUUCUUGGAGUGCCCACCAAAUGGUUGCUGCUGCUGCUUCUGCAACUGCAGCAGCAGCAGCAGCAGCCCCUUAUACAACAGCAGCAGCAGCAACAACAACAACAACAAAUGCCGAUGGCUGCACCGUACAUUCCCCACGCUGCAUUACGUCAUCUGAACAGCAGCAGCUCCUGCUGCAGCAACGCGACGCUUCUGUUGCUGCUGUUGCUGCGCAGCAGCAGCAGCAGCAGCAAAGAACCCACGGACGGAAAGGCGGUUUGAACAGGCACGGCAGCGGGAGUUCCCGGAAAGCGGGUCCUGCUGCUGCUGCUACUGCAACUGCUGCUGCUGCUGCUUCAGGUGCAGCAGCAGCCGCAGUAGCAGUAGCAGCAGCAGCAGACGGACCCGCUGCAGUAGACGGUGCAGCAGCAACUGGCGGCAGCAGCAGCAGCUUUGAGGGCUGCUGCCUCUUUGCUUCUCGGAUACAGCAGCAACAGCAGCUGCGCAUGCAUCGAGCGCAGCAGCUUCUGCAGUACCAGCAGCAGCUGCUCCGGCGAGAGGCAGAAGCAGAGGUGAAGCAGCAAAACAACUUGCAGCAGCUGCUGCAGCGAGUCAGCAGCAACAACUUUCGGGUCCCCCUGCUGCUGCAUGCAGCAGCAAACACGUGUGUGUUUGUGUCGAUGGAUGAAGCGGCUGAGGCUGCUGCUGCUCUCCGGCGCACUCUCUUUGCUUUUUGUUCGAGUCAGGGGGUUGAGGGCAGCGAAGGUGCUGCAGAUCUCCUGGGGCUUCUCGCAGCAGCCCUCAACUUCCCCGACUUUGGAAGGACAUGCUUUUUAAGAGCACCCAGACAGCCACCCCCAGAAGAACGCUCGACGGCUACAGGAGACCCUGAUGCUGACGAUUGGCUGUUGAUAGAAUUAGAUGAAGAUAUUCUGGAGACCUUUGAAGCCUCAGACCCCGCUGUCAUCGAGUGGGCAGCAGCUGCUGCUGCUGCUGCAGAUAGCAGCAGCGGCAGCAACAGCAGCAGCACUCCUCAUGGAAACUGCGCCGGCAGUUCUUCUCGCGGCCCUCCUCUUCGCCGCAGUCUUCUUGCCAUCAUCACUCUCUGUUCUCCUUAG
Messenger RNA from Eimeria acervulina, 4377 nucleotides. RefSeq lists its product as hypothetical. Bases 1 to 4377 code for a protein of 1458 amino acids. NCBI's taxonomy places the organism in Eukaryota, Apicomplexa, Conoidasida, Eucoccidiorida, Eimeriidae. The transcript is spliced from 9 exons. The record is from RefSeq and is a predicted model, not a curated record.